AUGGAGAGAGACAUCGGAAUGGAGAGAGACAUCGGAAUGGAGCCCUAUUCAUAUUUGGAGAUGGUCACAGGGGCAUGGAGUCAGGUUCCACAAAGCUGAUAGCAUUUUGGCUGAGUAAAUAGUCACAAGGCUGAACUUGCUGUAGUCCGUGUACAGAGGACUCUAAGAGGGAAUAGGGGAUUGUUCCUCUCAUCACACACACAGCCUUUACUAUCAUCCUCCACAGACUCCUAAAGCAUUCCCAGCAGCACCCUUUUCUGGACACCUGUGGCUUGCUUUUAGAAAGGGGUCCCAUCCCCAAAUCUAAUGGGACAGACAGACUCCAUCUGGCCUGCACGCUCUCUCUCCCUCUCUCUGUAACCCCCUGCUGCUACCCAUCCCAGCCCAGACGCUAACUCCUCCACACUGCAUACUCCUUGUAAAUGAAAUGGCACCAUGGUACCAUGACCUCCCUCCAUCCUUGUAUCCCUUCCUCCCUUCCCUCCCUUCCUUCUCCACCAUUUCUCCAUUCCAUUUCUGCACAAUGUGCUCCUGUAGAUUACAACAUGUAUUGGGACUUUAAUCGCUCUGGUGGCUGCACUAACCAGGAGUGAAUCUAUCACCAACUCUCUCAUUUGUCUGUGUUUGAGCAUGACACUGAGCCGCAGCCAAGCCUGUGCUAAUCUAAAGCUAGCCACACACACAGCGCCAGGGAACCUAGCUAGCUGUGGCAAGCUAACACACACACCACACUGACUUUGGUGGAUGGUGGAGCCGCAAUUGAAAUCUCUCAGCCACAGGUUAAAACUCUUAGUCUCGCUUAGCAGAGCCAGACGAACAGGUUUUGUUUUUGUGUCAGUCACAGAGGAGCAUGGAGGAGAGAAGAGGUAUUUCUAGCAUGCUGCACUCUCUCCAGGUGUCCCUCAAUGCUCCUCUGUGACUGACAGCUCAUGGCACAGACUGCAUUUCCAUAGCUAUCUCUCUGCACCAUGUCCCUAAAAGCAUUAAAAGCCUCUGUGCCUGUCUGCCACUCCUCUUAACUGUAACUAUAUGAAGAUGAGUUCAGAAGUAAGAGAAAAAAACUAAGUGUCCGCCCUGAGAUUGGAAGGUUGGGAGUUUGAUCCCCGGCCGAGUCGUACCAAAGACUGUAAAAAGUAUUUGCUUUUUGCUUGACACUCAGCAUUAAGAAGAUCGAUUGGGAGUAAGGCCUUGCAAUAGACUAGCGUCCUGUCCAGGGGGUGUACUGCCUCACGCUACAGAAACAGGAGAUAAGCGUCAUGCUUCCACCUGUCACCAGAGGGCGGCAGAGACCUGUCAUGGUUCCACUUGUCACCAGAGGGCAGCAGAGACCGCCCUAGAGACUAUUAUGACACUCAUGUGUUUUCUAUUACUAAUUAUGAUUCCCUUUUAAGAGAGGUGUGUUUUCUGUUACCCUUUGUAGAUGCUUGAUUCGUUUGCCAUGUAUGUUUGUCUACCGAGUACGUUUUCGAGUCCUAGUGUUUGUUGUUUUCCCAGUUUUACUUUUACCUACUGUUUAACUUUUUCCCAGUAAAGUAUUUAUGUUUAUUCUAAACCACUGGUUUCUCAUCUGGUUCUCUUCUCUGCUCCUGGGUCCUACCUCAUCAUGUCACAGCAAGCUUCUGCCUCCAGCAUGGACCCAGCAGAGAUCAACCAGAUCAAGAAUGUUAUAACCCACCAAGGAGCACUGCUGGGGCGGCAGCAAGAACAACUCUCCCAAAUAUCAGAGACUCUCCGGGCACUUACCGACUCCCUCCAACCACUGCACACCCCCAACCCAGGAGGAGCCACUGCCCAAGUCCCAGUGCUCCAGACAUCGCCGUAGAUGCCCCAGGGAACCUGCACCGGGAACCCAAGAUCCCAGCCCCCGAACAGUAUGAUGGCCACCCGGCAAGAUGCAAGGGGUUCCUCACUCAGUGCUCUCUGGUGUUCGAGCUACAGCCCUCCUCGUUCCACACCGAUCGGGCCAAGAUCGCCUAUAUCCUCUCUCUACUCUCGGGCAAAGCCCUGGUGUGGGCAACGAUGGUGUGGGAACAGCAGCCACCAUCCUGCAGCUCCAUAGCAUUUCUUUACACCCACAAUAACAUCUGCUAAAUAUGUGUAUGUGACCAAUAAAAUUUGAUUUGCUAACAGCCUUCACUUCCAAGUUGCGACGAGUCUUCGACCACCCAGUCGGCGGACGAGAAGACCAGUGGCCGACUUCGCCAUUGAGAUCUGCACCCUCGCCGUCGAGAGUGGGUGGAAUAGUGAGGCACUGGUCACCGCCUUCCACCGGGGUCUGUCUAACUCUAUCAAAUAUGAACUGGCCUCUCGGAAACUGGGAGAGGACCUUGAGUCCCUGAUAACGCUGGAAAUCCAAGAUCGACAACCGCAUCCGAGAACAAGUGAGACAGCACCCCUUUGACAGCAUCCCAGUAUGCCGGUUUCCCGAAUACCCCAAGCUCCCCGAGCCCAGCACUCAUGAGCCCUUGCAGCUGGGACGCACAUGUCUGAGCCCACAGGAACGCGACAGGCACAUGCGGAAAGGCUGCUGCCUCUACUACGGAGAUCUCUGCCAUCUCCGUUCUACAUGCCCAGAGCUUACGGGAAACGCAGGGGCUCGCCAGGACAAGGGGAGACCCUGACGAGCUGUGCAGUGACUCCCAGGCUACCCAGUCACCGUCUGUCACUACCCACGACCCUACACUGGGACAACCAUCAGCACCAUAUUCAAGCCUUCGUGGACUCCGGGGCCGCGGAUAAUUUCAUUGAUCAGGACCUCGCCAGAUAAUUACAAAUCCUCUGCAUGAAAUGCCCCAUCCCUCUGCAGAUUCAAGGCCAAAGAUGGACGCCCCAUCGGCUCCGGCCAGGUGUAAUAUCAGACCAAGCCCAUUCUACUGCAGGUCGGGGUGAACCACUCAGAGACUCUUAGAUUUAUUUUGAUCACUGCUCCCGAGAACCCCCUUAUCCUAGGGUACCCCUGGCUAGCACAACAACCCACGAUUCUCCUGGCCAACGGGACACCUACUAGACUGGGGAAAUAACUGCCAGAUUAAAUGCCUAAGACCCCCACUAAGAGGCUCUCCGCGUCACCCUGCAUCCAUUGAAGCCCAAGACUUCUCCCCUCUCCCUCCCGAAUACUUCAACCUCUGGGAAGCCUUCAGUAGGAGGCAAGCCGCCACCCUCCCUCCUCAUUGACCAUAUGACUGCGCUAUAGAGCUCCUACCUGGCUCAACCCCUCCCCGGGUCGUCUUUACUCCCUCUCGGCCCCUGAAGCAGCAGCCAUGGACAACUACAUCCGGGAGUCGCUGGAGGCAGGCUUCAUUUGUUCCUCAACAUCCCCAGCCGGCGCAGGCUUCUUCUUCGUGGGAAAGAAGGAUGGGGGUCUGUGUCCCUGCAUCGAUUACAGAGGGCUGAACAGGAUUAUGAUUAAGAACUGUUACCCCCUACCCCUGAUGUCCUCCACCUUGGAGCUUGCCCAAGGGGCCCAAUUCUUCACCAAACUGGACCUCCGCUACGCUUACAAUCUGGUGAGAAUCAGGGAGAGCGAUGAAUGGAAAACUGCCUUUAACACCCCUAGUGGCCACUGAUUAUUUAGUCUUCCAAGCAUUGGUCAAUGAGACUCUUAGGGACAUGUUGAAUCGUUUCGUCUUUGUUUCCCCCAACGACAUCCUGAUCUUCUCCAAGACCCUUCUUGAACACAUCUUGCAUGUCCGCCAAGUCCUGAGAUGCCUCCUGCAGAGUCAGCUGUACAUCAAAAUUGAGAAGUGUGAGUUCCACAUAUGCCAAGUCUCAUUCCUGGGCCACAUUAUAAUUUUUUUUUAUCUCUACCGCCGGCAUCUAAAUGGACCCCGUAAAGGUUAAGGCGGUCACCGACUGGCCCCGUCCCGCCUUACUCAAACAAUGCCAGCGGUUCAUCGGGUUUGCAAUUUUUACAGAUGUUUUAUAAGCAACUUUGGUGUGGUGGCAGCGCCACUCACAGCCCUAACCCAUCAAUCCCAGACCCAGUUUUGCUGGACACCCAAGGUUGACAGGGCAUUCGAGGGGCUCAAGGGACGUUUCACUUCCAGACCCAUCCUCGUUCAUCCUGAUUCUGCUCGUCCCAUCGUGGUAGAGGUGGACGCCUCGGAUACCGGAGCAGGGGUGGUCCUUUCACAGCGGAACAAGGGGGACAGGAAACUGCACCCAUGUGCCUUUCUCUCCAAGCGGUUCUCGCCAGUGGAACGCAAAUACGAUGUAGGCAACCGGGAGCUCUUGAGACCACGGUCCAACAAGCUCAGACCCGAGAACCUGACCCCGGUGGGGGUCCCACUAACAGCCCGUUCUCGAGUACUACAAUGGGGACACUCCUCUAAAUUAAUUUGGCAUCCAGUGGUUAAUCAGACACUGGAGUUCCUUAGGUGGAAAUUCUGGUGGCCCAACAUGAUUGAGGAUGUGAGAUCCUUUCUUACGACCUGCUCCAUCCGUGCCCAAAGCAAGUCCUCACGACCUGGCUGGGUUGCUCCAACCUUUGCCCAUCCACAACUGGCCCUGGUCCCACCUGUCCCUAGACUUGAUCACGGGGUUACCUCCAUCCCAAGGGCUUACCACUAUCCUGGUGGUCGUCGAUCGGUUCCCCAAGGCAGCCCAUUUCAUCGCACUACCCAAGUUCAAGUGUCAGUUCGGGUUGCCCCCCCCCCCCCCCCCCCAUUUCCUGAACAAGAGGCCGAAGCGGGGGUGCCCUCAGCAGAGGCGUUCAUUCAACGAUUUCGCUGCACCUGGACCAGAGCGCGAUCCUCCUUGCUCCACUCCUCUGUCCGACAACAACACCAGGCAAACCGGCACCGAAGGCCCCUGCGGCUCCUCUAACCGGGUCAACGGGUGUGGCUGCCCACCCGUGAUCUCCCCUUAAAAGUAGACUCUCGGAAUCUUGCUCCACGCUACAUGGGACCAUUCAAGAUCCUGAGUCGCAUCAACCCGGUCACCUAUCGUCUCCAGCUCCCCAGGUUAAUGAGAGUCUGUCCAUCCUUCCAUGUCUCAAGCUUGUAAGGACCAGUCCCUCUCUCCCCCCACACCUACCCCUCCACCCUCUCAACUUGUUGGCGGCUGCCCGGACUACACUGUCCGUCGUCUGUUGGAAGCACGUCGGGUCCGGGGCACCCUGCAGUACCUGGUGGACUGAGAGGGCUACGGCCCGAGGAGCGGGCGUGGGUGCCUGCCCGGACAUCCUGGACCCGGAAUUUGUUAGGGACUUCAACCAAUGACUUGGUGGUCACCCUGGAUCCACGGCUGGAGCCGCUCCUAGAAGGGGGGUACUCUCAUUGUCCCACCUGUCACCAGAGGGAGGCAGAGAGCUGUCAUGGUUCCACCUGUCACCAGAGGGUGGCAGAGACUGCCCUAAAGACUAUUAUGACACUCAGGUGUUUUCUAUUACUAAUUAUGAUUCCCUUUUAAGAGGUGUGUUUUCUGUUACCCUUUGCAGAAGCUUGAUUAGUUUGCUGUGUGCAUUUGUCUCCUAAGUUUUUGAGCCCUAGGGUUUGUUGUUUUCCCAGUUUUACUUUAAACCUACUUUUUAACUUUUUCCCAGUAAAAUAUUUACGUUUAUUCUAAGCCACUGGUUCCUCGUCUGGUUCUCUUUUCUGCUCCUGGGUCCUACCUCAUCAUGUCACAAUAGGCUCCUGCUCCUAUUAGCCACUCUGGUUCACACAAGCCAAGGCUUACUAGGUCAGUCCAACACAACAUUCUUCUGUCUUGUCUUGUCUAUCCGUGAGGGGUGUGUUCAUGAUACGAAAGCUUUAUUAAAGCUUUUCUCUGCUUCAAUGGAUGGAGAAAUCUCACUGUUAUCUCUCUCACGUCUAUCCUCUCGCUUGCUCUCUCUCCACAGAAUCUCAUGGGAUGGAUCUGUUUGCGGUAGCAGUGCAUGAGUUUGGUCAUGCUAUUGGCCUGGCCCACACCUCAGCCAUAGAGUCCAUCAUGAGGCCGUACUACCAGGGUCCUGUGGGGGACCCACUCAAGUACGACCUCCCCUAUGAGGACAAGGUCCGUGUCUGGCAGCUCUACGGUACGUUCUCCAGCUUUCCUCUACUAUAACCAACGUUUCUCUUUCUCUUCUCCCCCUCUCCAUCUCGCAUAUUCCAGUCAUCUCCCUCUCCACCAAUCUUUCCUAUUUCAGUCAUCUUUAUCCUUCGCUCCACACAUCUGAACACCUCUUGCUACUUCUCCAUAACUCUUCUGUACCUGCCCCCCCACACGCCUACCCCACUUACACUAGACACCGAUCACUGGACUGGCAUCCUGCCAUCCCUUCUAUGUACACAUGCUGUGCGGAAAAUCCUAGAGAUAUACAUUAGCUGUCUAAUGUACAGGUGCAGACCGCCCGCUCUCCCACCCACCACCACCCCUCAACCACUCACUGCAAAUGUCUCCUAUAAUUACCCAUGAUUCCUAGUGGGACGUGGCCGCCCAUCACUCAGCGCGACACGGCGGUACAGAGCAGGAAACCCAAGGCCUCGACACAGGAAGCAAAAUGUAUUUGUUUAUAUGCAGGGAUUAUUAAUUUAAUUAGCUUGCUGGUUACAGUGGCAGGGAGUGGAGAGAGGGCUUUAAUUGGUCAUCCCUGUGGCACAGGCCCUGCUUAUCACCUCGUGCCAUGCUACUGAGAGAGGGAGGAGAGUAUAGGAAGACAGAUACUUGAGGGGCGACGAGAGGAAGACUGAUAGGUGAGAGGGGAUAAGGGGCUGGGGGAGAAGGGAAGAGACUUGAGUUAGCGGGCAAGGUAGGACAAAGAAGAAAGGGAGGGUGAGAGAGUGGGGAGAGAGAAAAGGAAGGGAAGGAGGGAGAAAACAUGUUGAAUCAUGCUGGGGCUGUAUAGCUGCGUUUACACAGGCAGCCCAAUUCUGAUCUUUUGCCCAAUUAUUGGCAAAAGAGCUGAUCUGAUUGGUCAAAAGACCAAUUAGUGAAAAAAAUAUCAGAAUUGGGCUGCCUGUGUAAACGCAGCCUAUGUUUUGAAUAUCUGAAUGUGGGGUUGUGUGUCAAGGUGCUGUUGACUUGACCCUUGCCCUUUCAUCUUUCCCAGGGGUGAGAGAUUCAGUGUCUCAUACGGCCCGUCCUGAUGAUCCCUCCCAGACCGCUGACCCACCUGUACUACUGGACCUCCCUGAGAACAGAUCUAUUGUCCCGUAAGUCACACAUAUACUCACACACUCACAUGGACACAUAGGCAGACACAUUAAAUCUACACACCCCUGUAUACCUCCAAACUGAAGCUCAGAAACUUCCAGACCUAUUUUCUCUCCCUCAGUUGUCUAUCUGUCCUGGAGGUCAGCGAAUUUGGACAUUGUCACAAUGCCGCAGCAGUGAGAGAUAGCAGUCCUUAUUUCACCUUGUUCCCCAGUCACAGUAAAAUACAGCCGAGUGUGUGCUCAGAGUACAAAAUGAAUCCAUUUAUACCACACCCAGUCUCCAGAUGACAGCACUCAACACCAAGUGUCAGAACAGAAGCACCGAACAAAUAAUAGAUUUUCAUAAUUGACUCGUAGCAAGUGGAUACUUUGUCCUCUUUUAUGUUAACUUUUUUUCUCCCCUGUGUAGCUUUCCCUUCUCAUUUCUCCUCCACUCCAUCUUGCUGGAUGAUGUGUGGAGAAGGUGGAUUUAGCCUGACAAAGGUCACUAAUAUAGUCGUCUCUGCGCAGCUCCUCUGUUAAUAAGCCCUGAAUAGAAAUCUUUGUUAAUAAGGAUCUAGGCGAGUAGCGUCUCACAAAAGCAGCCCUGUCGUGGUAAUUGACUCGUCAUUUGCAGCCAGGACACGUCAGGCGCUUAACUCGGUCGUUAGCACUGGGAUAAUGUGUGUGAGGACCUCGGUCUCCUGCGUCAGGACGAUAACAUCUCCUCUGAUGUUUGGCUUGUUUUUUAAUUGACACGCAUACGCAGUAAAUAAACACACAAAUAUAGUGUGCAUGGGCGUUUUGCACACAUAUUAGUGACACGUACACACAUUACGUCUGACUGGGAUAGAGAAGUGUGUGGUGUACAUUCUGUUAGUUUCUUAAUUUUUUUUUCUUUCGCUUUUCUCUCUUUCCUCUUUCCUCUCUCUCUUUCUCUUUUGUCGUAGUAUGUCUGUCUGUCUGUCGUGUCAGUUUGUCUUCUGUUUCGUAUGUAGUAUGUCUGUCUGUCUGUCUGUCGUUGUCUGUUGUCUGUCAUAUGUCUGACCAGUCCUGAUUCUUAUGAGUCCAUGUCCUGUCCUCUCUCAGUCAAGGGAUUGUCUAGGGUCUUACAAAUCUGUACGUCUAUGGUCAAUCUUUGUACUGUCAAACCUGUAAGGGAAUUCUGUUGUCUUCUCUGUUUGUUUGUCUAUACUGUCUUUCUUGUCUUCUAUUUCCUUAGGAGUAUGUCUGCGUCUGCGGGUAGAAGAUGUGUCUUUGGUCGGCUAGAUUCCAGGUUCUGUCAGUAGCUGCUCAAGUCUGUAGUCUGUUGUCUAGGUCGACCUGGUGGACCGACAGUCUGUCUGUCUUCAGGUCUGUCAUGAACUAGCAUGGUCGUGUGGCAGUCGGAGUUCCGUUUAUACCAUUGUUAUGUACUGAAAGGAUGUUGUCUGUAUUUAAGUUUCUGGUUGUGGGGUCGGUCUGAACGUUGUCUGAGAAAACAUGAAAAGGUUUCUGUACUGUUUUGUACUUAAAAUGUACCCAUGUCUGAAGAUAUUGUAAUGUACCCAUGACAAAUGUACGUGGUUCUUCAUAUGUUGUAACAAGGUAAUGUAAGACCAAAAGCCAAAACAUGGUUAGAAAUUAAUUUGUACAUGGAUGGGUCAUUGAUGGGAUGGGUUAUUUCCAGAUGCAUCCUAGUUUAAGCAGGGGGGAGAAUUUGUUAUUGGUUCGUACUGACGAUUGCUACUGAUGGUAUGGGUUUGGAGGGUAGUUUUACGGUUGUGGAGGAGAGGGUUAAGAUAAUAAGUUACGAGCAGAAAAGGGAGCCUAAGCUUGGGACGAACGGAAAGACAGGCAGUAGGUUAGAAACGGCUGAUGAGGAGGAGGGAGGGACGGGAUGGUAGGGAGGGCGGGAGGACGGGAGGCGGAGAGGAGGGAGCGGAGGAGGGAGGGAGGGAGGAGGGAGGGAGGGAGGGAGGGAGGCAGGGAGGGGGAGGGAGGGGGGGAGGGGGAAGGGGAGGGGGGGGGGGAGGGAGGGGGAGGGAGGGGAGGAGGGAGGGGGGAGGAGGGGGCAGGGCAGGAGGGAGGCAGGAGUGGGAGGGGGAGGGAGGGGAGGGAGGGGAGGGAGGGAGGGAGGAGGUGAUGGGGAUGGGAGGACGGGGGAAGGACGGGGAGGGCGGGAUUGGGGAGGGGCGGGGGGAGGGGAGGGAGUGGGGGAGGGGGGAGGGAUCUUGAUUUCGGGGAAUGGGAGGGAGGGAGGGAGGGAGGGCUCGGUUGCUUCUUUGUCUUUCUUUAUUUCUUGUUCUUGCUUUAUUUCGGCUUUCUGUCGUUUCUUCUUCUUCUUUUUUUCUUCUCUUUCUUUCUUUCUUUUUUCUUUCUUUCUUUCUUUCUUUCUUCUUCUUUCUUCUUUCUUUCUUUCUUUCUUUCUUUCUUUCUUUCUUUCUUUCUACUUACUUACUAUACUUACUUACUUAUGCCGGCACGAGAUGCCCCUAACAGGUGCACCAGUCACUUCGAUGCAGUGGCCCAGAUUCGUGGAGAGGCCUUCUUUUUCAAAGGUACAGAGAGAGAACAGAGUGUGGCUCUGCCUGCGAUCAAUAUAGAACCCAGCCAAGCAUAUCUCUCAGAGUUCCACACACACCUUCACACUCCCAAGACAAGGGAUAGCCCUAGAGGGGCUUACAAACACACACUCACUACUGUGCACAAUCUUGUACAUACAAACACUUAAAGAGAGAGAAUUACUUUGUAUUUCCUCUUUUUUCUUUUCUUACUACUUUUCUUUACUUUCUACUUUCUCUAUUUUCCUCCUAGGGAAGUACUUCUGGCGUCUGACGCGGGAGAAGCACCUGGUGUCUCUGCGUCCGGCUCAGAUCCACAGGUUCUGGAGAGGCCUGCCUACCAACCUGGACAGUGUGGACGCUGUCUACGAGAGACCUGGGGACCACAAGAUCGUCUUCUUCAAAGGUACAUAACUCAUAAACUCAGCCAUGGUCGUGGUGGAGGCAGGGAGGUCCAGGUAUUAUACCAACUAUGUUAUGUUAACUAUGAAAGGAAGUGUUUUGUUGUAAUUUAAAGGUUUUUCAUAUGUUGGGGCUGGUCAAACGAACGUGUUCUGAGAAACACAUGAAAAGAGGUCUAUCAUGCUACAUCCAUUUUUGGACUUAAAAAUGUACCAAUUGAUUCUUGAAGAAUAUAAUGUACCCCAUCAGAACCCAAAAUAUAAGCUUGGUUCACUCUAAUGUUUGUAAACAAAGUAAAUGUAAACACCAAAUAGCCUCAAAACAUGGUUAAAACUAUAAUUUGAUAUCAUGGAUGGUCAGUCCUUGAAUUUCAGAGUGGUUACAUUUCUCCAGCUGCAUCCCUCAGCUUUUUUACCAAAACAGGGGUGGGGAAACACUUUGUUAUUGUUUCUACUGCUGAUUGCUACUUUAAUGUGUCAUCAUGGGCUUUGGAGGGUGUUUUUGACGGUUUUAUGGAUGACAGAGGGUUUAAAAUAUAAUCAAGAUUACUAAAGCACAAAACAAGGACACCUCUUACACUUCUUGGUACAAACCUGUGAAAAAAAUACACUACCAGUCAAAAGUUUUAGAACACCUACUCAUUCAAGGGUUUUUCUUUAUUUUUACUAUUUUCUACAUUUAUAGAAUAGUGAAGACAUCAACUAUGAAAUAACACAUUUGGAAUCAUGUAGUAACCCAUUUUUUUUUUUAAACAUAUCAAAAUAUAUUUGAGAUUCUUCAAAUAGCCACCCUUUGCCUUGAAGACAGCUUUGCACACUUGACAUUCUCUCAAACAGCUUCACCUGGAAUGCAUUUCCAACACUCUUGAAGGAGUUCCCACAUAUGCUGAGCACUUGUUGGCUGCUUUUACUUUACUCUGUGGUCCGACUCAUCCCAAACCAUCUCAAUUGGGUUGAGGUCGGGGGAUUGUGGAGGCCAGGUCAUCUGAUGCAGCACUCCAUCACUCUCCUUCUUGGUAAAAUAGCCCUUACACAGCCUGGAGGUGUGUUGGGUCAUUGUCCUGUUGAAAAACAAUUGAUAGUCCCACUAAGCCCAAACCAGAUGGGAUGGCGUAUCGCUGCAGAUUGCUGUGGUAGCCAUGCUGGUUAAGUGUGCCUUGAAUUUCACAUUUACAUUUUAGUCAUUUAGCAGACACUCUUAUCCAGAGCGACUUACAGUUAGUGAGUGCAUACAUUUUUCAUACUGGCCCCCCGUGGGAAUCGAACCCACAACUCUGGCGUUGUAAGCGCCAUGCUCUACCAACUGUGCUACAGGAGGCCCAGUAAAAUAAAUCACAGUGUCACCAGCAAAGCACCACCACACCAUAACACAUCCUCCUUCAUGCUUUACGGUGGGAAAUACACAUGCGGAGAUCAUCCGUUCACCCACACCGCGUCUCACAAAGACACAGCGGUUGGAACCAGAAAUCUCCUAUUUGGACUCCAGACCAAAGGACACAUUUCCACCAGUCUAAUGUCCAUUGCUUUUGGUCCAAGCAAGUCUCUUCUUAUUGGUGUCUUUUAGUAGUGGUUUCUUUGCAGCAAUUCAACCAUGAAGGCCUGAACAGUCUCCUCUGAACAGUGGAUGUAGAGAUGUGUCUGUGACAUGAACAUUUAUUUGAGCUGCAAUUUCUGAGGCUGGCAACUCAAAUGAACUUAUCCUCUGCAGCAGAAGUAACUCUGGGUCUUCCAUUCCUGAGAGCCAGUUUCAUCAUAGCGCUUGAUGGUUUUUGCGACUGUACUUGAAGAAACUUUCAAAGUUCUUGAAAUGUUCCGUAUUGACUGACCUUCAUGUCUUAAAGUAAUGAUGGACUGUUGUUUCUCUUUGCUUAUUUCAGCUGUUCUUGCCAUAAUAUGGACUUGGUUUUUUACCAAAUAGGGCUUCUGGAUACCCCCCCCUUCCUUGUCACAACACAACUGAUUGGCUGAAACGCAUUAAGAAGGAAAGAAAUUCCACACAAUUUACUUUUAAGAAGGCACACCUGUUAAUUGAAAUGCAUUCCAGGUGACUACCUCAUGAAGCUGGUUGAGAGUGCCAAGAGUGUGCAAAGCUGUCAUCAAAGCAAAGGGUGGCUAUUUGAAGAGUCUCAAAUAUAAAAUACAUUUUGAUUUGUUUAACACUUUUUGGUUACUACAUGAUUCCAUAUGUGUUAUUUCAUAGUUUUGAUGUCUUCACUAUUAUUCUACAAGGUAGAAAAUAGUAAAAAUAAAGAAAAACCCUUGAAUGAGUAGGUGUUCUAAAACCUUUGACCGGUAGUGUAUAUAUCUCUGUCUGUAUUUUAAAGUCAAUUGAAUAGUUUAAUCACAAAACACAUUUAAUCACAAGUCACUUUCAUUCAGUUGAGUUAUUAAAUUAAACAAGCGAUCCAGUUCACUCUAGUUGAUUGACGUUCCUUUGUCCCGCCUCCUCAGGACUGAAGUAUUGGAUAUUCAAGGACAACAACGUGGAGGAGGGUUAUCCUCGGCCAAUCAGUGACUUCGGCCUGCCUAUGGAGGGCGUGGACGCAGCCUUCGUGUGGCUCCACAACUACAAGACUUACUUCUUCAAGGACAACCGCUACUGGCGCUAUGACGACCAUCUACGGCGUAUGGAUCAGGGCUACCCCAAAGACAGCACACUGUGGAAGGGGGUCCCGCCCCAACUAGACGACGCCAUGCGAUGGUCUGACGGUGAGUAUUAGACAGACACACACACAGAUCAACAUGCUAAACAUACACAUUUACUCUAAAAUACACACUCCAUAUACACAUAUAGCUCACUUCUAAAAACGAAAUACAAGCUGAAAUUCUUACACAUUCAGUACACUACACUUGACAGUACACCAAAAUAAUGGAAGCAGUAGUAAAAAAGAACACAAAAAGAAUAGAGUACCUGAGUGUAUGUCAUUCAUGCCUGCCCUCAGGGUCCUGACAGGUCUACUUCUACAUUACAUCCACUACUAGCCCACACUGGGUCCUUUUCGUCUCCCCCCUCCCUGCCCUCUAACUCUCUCAGACUGGAGACUAAUCUAGUCAAAAACAGCCCAGGUCAUUGAUCAGUCAAGCCUGCCUAAACCACCGUCCUGGUGGAGCCUGCUGUGCAUUCUAAAGCCCUCAAUGCAGACGGCCCCUAACAGGUCAUUUGAUAUUGUCUUUUGAUCUGGAGUGUGGUCUGGGAAUUAUAGGUCAGUGUCCCAAAUGGCACUAUAUUCCCUAUUUAGUGCACUACUUUUAACCAGGGCCUAUAGGGCUCUAGUCAAAAGUAGUGCACUGUAUAAGGAAUGGGGUGUCAUUUGGGAUGCAACCAUAGUGUUUCCAUUGCCGAGCCCGUGUUUUCAUUGUUGGGUUGUCAUGGCAGCAAUCGCCUGCAGCUGAGAUGUGUGUGUCUGUGUGUGCAGGAUGGUGCUAGGGCAUCAUGUCCCAGCUAUUGCACAGCACUAUUCAUGCCUAUUUCAGAGUCAGACCCUAAGCAGUGGAGGGCCAGUCUAACAGUAAUUCAAGUACACUCACAGUCUGACACAUUGGUCAAUCAAAUCCCAACAAAGCACACAUGCAGUAUACAGCCCUCACCUCUCACACAAACUCAAGCACACACACAAACAAGCAUAUACUGUAGCUACAAACACAUAGAACAGCUUAUCAAACAUAUGCAAACAGUAUAGUGACCACAAGUUAUCAAAACCCCUUCUUCAGUAGCACACACAGCCAUUUUACACACUCACUCUACAGUGCAUAAACACACGCAUGGCCAGCUCCAGCCCAGUCUCCACAUGAGCCAGUUAGAUCCUUUCUCCCCUGUAGCGACUCCUGUGGCUGAGUGUAUGUAAGCGCUUUCCUUCGUCAUGUGCUGGGCUCUGUACCGCUGCCAACUCUAGAGGUCCUGCUCGGAGCUGUUUGAUGUGUGUGUGAGCACAGGCCACACGCACAAAUGACAGUCUGAGCCACAAGAGGAUACAUACAUACAUACACGUGGACCCUGGGGGCCUGGGAACUGGAAGCACGUCAAAGACCUCAGGAAGAAAGAGUGCGGAGAGAGGUGGAUGUGGUGACAGGGAAGGAAAGAGAGGGAGAGAUGGUGGUGCUAGGGAGGAUGAGAGCGAGGGAGGGAGAGAUAGCGGCUUGGAGAGAGAGGAGACAGCUAGACAGGGAAUGACAGAGAUUAAGGAGGGGGGGAAAGAAUACAUAUGAGAGAGGAAGAGAAGGAGAGUUUGUUGUGGAAAAAUGAACUGGUGAAUAGCGAGAGAGGGACUGGUAGGAAAACAGCGCGACAGAAUCAAGCGACAUUGAUGUAUUAGCAUAGCAAAAUAAAUCAUCAUCACACCCUCUUUCUCACUGAUGCAGCCUCUUUGUCCUCUUCUUUUCACUAAGGCUCCUCAUACUUCUUCAAGGGGAAGGAGUACUGGCGUGUGGUAGGCAGUGAUAUGGAGGUGGAGGCCGGGUACCCACAGCCCAUAGGAAAGGACUGGCUGGUGUGUACAGAGAUGCAGUCGGACUCCCCAGCCACAGAGGCCAAUAACACGGCUAACACGCGGCUACACGGGUCAGCACCACGCCGACCAUGCCGAAAAUGGCUACGAGGUGUGCUCCUGCACCUCCGACUCGGCCUCGCCCUUUGGAGCCCAGCCCUCGCCCUCCCCCCUCUGGCUGCUCGCCCUUCUCUUGACUCUCUCUGGGGUACUAUCCUACGUCCCUCUAUG
Messenger RNA from Coregonus sp. 'balchen', 14774 nucleotides. Lineage: Eukaryota; Metazoa; Chordata; Actinopteri; Salmoniformes; Salmonidae. The record is from the annotation of a GenBank genome assembly.